CACAGAGUUUCAGUGCAGGGCCUGUCAGCCAUGUUGAGUGUGUGUGUGUGAGAGAGUGUGUGUGACAGCGCGUUCAGCAACAGGUUCUCUCCGUGUUUAGAGGAGAAACUCUCUGAGGAGGACAGCCUUCAUUCAUCUGCUUCACACACACACACACACACACACCGGAUGAAUCCUCCUCAGGGUGCAGGAGUUAAGAUGUCUAAAGUAGGAAGUUGAGACGAGGACCAGGAGGACAUUUCCUGUUGACCCACCACCACCACCACACCCCCCCUUGCAACCAUGAACGGUGGGCGGAGUAUCUGGGCUAUAAGUCCAGAGGAGAGGAAUAAACAUGAUCAGAAGUUUGACUCUCUCUCCCCCGCGCAGGGAUUCGUCACCGGGGAAAAGGCUCGGGGUUUCUUCCUGCAGUCAGGACUUCCCUCCUCUGUUCUGGCUGAGAUCUGGUCUCUGGCUGACAUGAACAAGGACGGGAGAAUGGACCGCCUGGAGUUCUCCAUCGCCAUGAAGCUGAUUAAGAUGAAGCUGCAGGGUCAGAGUCUCCCCUCAGCGCUGCCCAUCAUCAUGAAACAGCCCCCAGUGCCCGCCCCCGCCAUGCCACUAACACCACUGGGGAUGGGAACCAUGCAGAACAUACCCAUGGUGCCCGCUAUGCCUGUUCUCACCCCCAUGCCUAUGCCGGGCAUGACUCCCAUGAUGCCCACUGCACUGACCAUGCCAAUAAUGCCCACCAUUAGUGCCCCUGCUUUGGCCAACGGACCUGUGGGCAUGGUGCCCCGCCCUCCUGUCCCCCUGAGUAACGCUCUUCCACUGAACAGUUACUUCACUUCCUCUCCGCUGGGAUUUUCUUCUGCUCCCAACACUUCAGCUCUCCUGGACCUCGGGUCAAGCAGCUCCAGCUCUUCUUCCACAGCGUCGUUAGCCGUUAGCUCUCCUCAGGGCGGCCCCUCGGACUGGGCGGUGCCGCAGGCGUCCCGGCUGAAAUACAGACAGCAGUUCAACAGUCUGGAUCGGCAUAUGAGCGGCUAUCUGUCAGGCCCUCAGGUGAGGAGCGCGAUGGCGUCGACGUCAUUAAGUCAAGGCCAGCUGGCGACUAUUUGGAACCUGGCGGAUGUUGAUAAGGACGGUAAACUAAAGGCGGACGAGUUUAUUCUGGCCAUGCACCUGGUGGACAUGGCGCGGGAGGGACAGGCCCUGCCUCCGGCUCUGCCGGUCGACCUCGUCCCCCCAUCACUCAGGGGGAACGUCGGUGAUUCGGGGAACGGAUCCAGCAGUGCGUCCGUCUACGCGUCCCUGGCCGAGGACUUCACCCACGCUGAUCCGCCGCAGAAAGCCAAGAACAACUUGACCUUUGAGGACAAGUUCAAGCUAAACAUGGAGCGCGGAAACGCAGAGCUGGAGAAACGGCGCCUGGCUUUGCUGGAGCAGCAGCGACGUGAGGAGGAGAAGCGAGCACAGAAGGCUCGCGAGGAGCAGGAGAGGAAAGAGAGGGAGGCGCGCGAGCUGGAGCUGAGGAGGAAGAGGGAGGAGGAGCAGAGACUUGAGCGACAGAGGGAGCUGGAACGGCAGAGGGAGGAGGAGAGGCUGAAGGAGCUGGAGAGGAAAGAGGCGGCAAAGAAGGAGCUCGAGCGGCAGCGGCAGUUGGAGUUGGAGAAGAAGAAAAAACAGGACCUGCUGAACCAAAAGAAUCACGAGCAGGAGGCCAUCGUUCACCUAAAGUCUAAGAAGAGGAGCCUGGAGCUGGAGCUGGAAGCUGUGGGCAGCAGACAUAAAGAGAUCUCUGAAAAACUGAGAGAGGCUCAGGCCAAGAAGAAGGUCCAGAAAAUCGAGUUGGAUCAAAUCAACCAGAGGAGAGACGAACAAAUCAUGGAGAUCAGCUCGCUGCAGCAGCAGUUUGAGGAGCUGCAGAGGAAGCUGGCACAGCUGGCACCAGAGCAGCAGAAGCUGAAUGAAAUGCUCCGAAAUAUGAAUACGAACAACAUGACGGUUUCAUCAGUAAACACUUUACAGAAGAACAUUACAGAUAAAGACCUCAGCUGCAGGAAGAUGAAAGAGCAGCUCGAUGCUUUAGAGAAAGAGACGGCCGCGAAGCUCGGUGACAUGGAUCGGUAUAAAAGCGACAUACAGGAGCUCAGAGAGAGCCAGAGAGAUCAGCAGUCUGCACUCGACAGGUUACGCAGUCUCAGAGAAGACAAACUCCGAGAGCUCAGAAGACACAAAGAGGACGCGCUGGAGAAGAGGAGAAAGGAGGAGGAGGAGCAGCGGCGCAUCAAACAGGAGAAGGAGCGACAGUGGCAGGAGAAACUGCAGCGUGACGAGGAAGAGAGACAGAGGAAACUGCAAGAGGAGAGAGACGCCAAACUCAGAGAGGAGGAGGAGAGGGAGAGACGGGCUCGUCUGCAGGCCGCCAAAGAACAAGCAGAGCGAGAGCGCAGAGCAAAGGAGGAGGAGGAGGAGAGGAAGAGGAGGGAGGAGGAGGAGAAAAGAGAACAGGAGAGGAGGAGGAGGGAAGAGGAAGAGAGAAAAAGAAGGGAGGAAGAUGAGAGGAGAGAACAGGAGAGGAGACGGAGAGAAGAGGAGGAGAGGAAAAGGAGAGAGGAGGACGAGAGGAGAGAACAGGAGAGGAGGAGACGUGAUGAAGAGGAUCACAAGCGGAGGGAAGCGGAGAGGAAGAAACUAGAGGAAGAGCGGAGAAAACUAGAGGAGGAAAGGAGGAAACUGGAGGAGGAGAGGCGGAGACAGGAGGAGGAGAGGCGGGAAGAGGAGAAAAGGCGGGAAGAAGACAGGAAGCGUGAGGAGCGCAGGAGGGCGGAGGAGGAGAAGAGGAAGGAACGAGAGGAAGAGGAGAGGAGGAGACAACGAGCGCAGGAGGCGGCCAUCAGGGACGCGGAGGAGAGGAAGAGGAAGGAGGAGGAAGAACGGAGGAGACGAGACGACGACAGAAAGAAACAGGAUGAGGAGCGCAGAAGAAAACAACAACAACAACAACAACAACAGGAAGAGAAAACGGCUUCUGCUGCGAGACUGAAAGACGAAAAGCAAAAUAAUUCAAAAGCCGACAUCGUCGCUGCUCUUCUCCGUGGACUGGAGGAGAGAAAAGGCAGUAAACAGCCCCUGGGGUCGACCCACAAGAAGUCAGCAGCUCUGACCAGGUUUAAGGCCCUUUACCCGUUCUCAGCCCGUAAUAAGGAGGAGCUCUCAUUCGAGACGGACGAUAUGAUAGAGGUGGACGAGACGGUGGAGAGAGAGGAGGGCUGGCUGUACGGCAGCUUCCAGGGGAAGAUGGGCUGGAUCCCAGAGAGCUACGUGGAGAAGCAGCACAAGCAGGAGGCGCCGAGUUCUAAAGCCGCGGUUAAACCACCGGCCCUGCUGUCAAGCUCACGUAAUGUUACAGAAGCUGCUUCUGUUCACAGUGGACCGGGUCAGAACUCUGCCUUCACUCGGACUCACUCCACGGGCAGCGCGUCCACCGAACAGCACCAGGUUGCGGGGAAGCUGCAGGUGAAAGCGCUGUGUUCUUGGACGGCUAAAACAGACAACCAUCUGAAUUUCUCCAAGGACGACAUGAUCAACGUUCUGGAGCAGCAUGAGAGCUGGUGGCUCGGGGAACUGAACGGGGUGCAGGGCUGGUUCCCUAAAACAUACGUCACCGUCCUAAACAGCAGCGACGCGUCUGCAGACUCCACUGAGGGAGUCGAAUCAGCAGAUUCCUCGUCCCUGGAGGAGUUUGUGGCUCUCUACAGCUAUGAAAGCCCUGAACCUGGAGAUUUGUGCUUCACUGAGGGCGACACCAUCCUGGUGUCCCAGAGAGAGGGCGAGUGGUGGAGGGGCAGCGUGGCCGACCGCUCUGGACUUUUUCCCUCCAACUAUGUUAAACCCAAAGAAGCUGAUAAUUCACUCCUCAAACCUGGUGCACUUGGGAAAAAGCCUGAGGUGGUUCAGGUGACCAGCGCGCACACGGCCGCAGGAACGGGACAGCUGAACCUGUCUCCUGGUCAACUCAUCGUCAUCCUCAGUAAAAACCAGUCUGGCUGGUGGCUGGGAGAGCUGCAGGCGCGGGGUAAAAAGCGACAGAAGGGCUGGUUUCCAGCUUCUCACGUUAAGCAGCUGGGCUCAAACAGUGGCAAAUCCACCCCUGCCACCGUAGCGGCCACUCAGGUUAUUGCUCUGUACGACUACACGGCGGCGAACCAGGACGAGCUCACCUUCUCCAAGGAUCAGAUCAUCAACGUGCUGGAUAAGAGCAACCCCGACUGGUGGAAAGGAGAACUCAAUGGUGUCACUGGUCUCAUCCCCACCAACUAUGUGAAAAUGACCAGCUCUGAAUCUGACCCUAGCCAGCAGUGGUGUGCUGACCUGACGAGUCUGGACUCCAUGAGCCUGCAGGAGAAGAAACGUCAGGGUUACAUCCACGAGCUGAUUGAGACAGAGGAGAGGUACAUGGAGGAUCUUCAGCUGGUUCUGGAGGUGUUCUACAAGCCGAUGUCCGAGUCGGGACGGUUAACAGAAUCCGAGAUGAACCUGCUGUUCGCUAACUGGAAGGAGCUCAUCACGUCCAACUCCAAGCUGCUCAAAGCUCUCAGAGCGAGGAAGAAGAUGGGAGGAGAGAAGACACCAGUGCAGAUGAUCGGUGACGUCCUCGCCCCUGAGCUCUCGCACAUGCAGGCCUACAUCCGCUUCUGCAGCUCCCAGUUAAACGCCGCCGCGCUUCUGCAACAGAAAACCGACCAGGAGGCGGAGUUUAAGGAGUUCCUCAAGAAAAUUGCCACCGAUCACCGCUGUAAGGGAAUGCCUCUGUCCAGCUUCUUACUGAAACCUAUGCAGAGAAUCACACGGUACCCGCUCCACAUCAAAAACAUUCUCGAGAGCACUCCUGAGGGUCAUGUGGAUCAAGCUCAGUUGCGAGAGGCUCUGGAGAAGGCCGAGGAGUUGUGCUCUCAGGUCAACGAGGGUGUGAGAGAGAAGGAGAACUCGGACCGUCUGGAAUGGAUCCAAAACCACGUCCAGUGUGAGGGAAUCACAGAGUAUCUGGUUUUCAACUCUCUGACCAACUGCCUGGGGCCGAGAAGACUCCUCCACAGCGGCAAACUGUUCAAGACCAAGAGCAACAAGGAGCUGUACGCUUUCCUCUUUAACGACUUUCUGCUCCUGACCCAGGCUGUCAGACAGUUCACCUCCUCCGGCCCAGACAGACUCUUCAGCCCCAAGUCUAACACACAGUACAGGAUGUACAAAUCUCCGUUGUUCCUGAACGAGGUCGUGGUGAAGAUGCCUCCUGACCCGUCCAGUGACGAGCCCGUGUUCCACGUCUCUCACAUUGACCGAGUUUACACACUCAGGACGGAGAACAUUAAUGAGAGGACUGCAUGGGUUCAGAAGCUCAAAGCUGCCUCAGAGGAGUUCAUCGAGACAGAAAAAUCGAAACGAGACAAGGUCUAUCAGGGUCGCUCAGUGAAAGCCUCGGGCAUCGGGCGUCUGCUCGUAACCGUGCAGGAGGCGACGGAACUCAAAUCCUCUAAACCAAACGGAAAGUGCAAUCCGUACUGUGAAGUAACCAUGGGGGCGCAGUGCUACACCUCCCGAACCCUGAACGACACCAUGAACCCAAAGUGGAACUUUAACUGUCAGUUCAACAUCAGGGACCUGUACCAGGACGUCCUCUGCAUCACCGUCUACGAGCGCGCACAGUUCGCACCUGACGAGUUCCUGGGACGGACCGAACUCCCCGUGGCCACCAUCAAGAAGGACCUGGAGAACAAAGGGGCGGCCACGAAGAGACUGCUGCUUCACGAAGUGCCUACAGGAGAGGUCUGGGUCCGUCUCGAUUUCCAGCUGUUCGAUGGCAAAACACAGAAAUAACAGGGACGUCGUCGUUAUGGUUACGGACACCGCGCGGCUACGAGCCGUUUGUUCUCCAGAUCUUCCUCAUGAACACCUCGCCGUAAAAAAACAUCUUCAGCUCGGCUCCCGAAUGUCUGACUUCAAGCCUUGUGGAGCGCGUGUUAAUGACUUUGAUGAUGCCAAGUUUAUGCCUUUUUGUAGGCGUGUGUGUGUGUGUGUGUGUUUGUGUGUGUGACUGGAGAAAAUGUCAGCAGUCUGUGGGUUCGCCUCAGUUCUUUAUCACUGGAUGUAGAGAUGUCUCAGGAUUUCUAUUUUCCUUAAAUAUUCUGUCUAUUUUUCUGUAUUGGAGGGAUUUUUUUAUUUACUUCUGUAGGUCAGGAUUCACACGUGAACUUGGCAGUUCUGAAAAGAACACUACAUCUAACAUCUUAACAGCCUGUGUAACCGAAUACUGUAUAAUAAUAAUUAAUAAUAAUAAUAAUAAUAAUUAAAGCACAUAUUCAGAUGCGGUUUUUCUGAAGUAAUAAUGGAGAACUUUAGAGGAUUUUUUUUCUUUAAACAUUUUUAUUUUAAAUGGUACAAAUGAAGUGGGACAAGGACAAGCUCUAAUCUCUGUUGGUUUUGUGCGAGUUGUAUUUAUUUGUAAUUUAUGUCUCUCCGAGUGUCCACACCCCCUCAGCUGAAGACGUCCAUAAAGUUAACGGUGGAUGGACGUCUCGUCUCCUUGUGCUGCAAAACAUUUCCCUGAAACAAGCUGCACAUUAUUAUUAUUAUUUUUUUUAUUUUAGUUCAUUAUUUUGAAAGAUUUUAAUGUUGUACACGGUGCGUCUUAAAAGUCUCCAUACUUUUGGAAAUCAGCAAUCUAUCAAACUGUAACUUCAUUUAUUAAACACAACUCGGACCAUC
Molecule: messenger RNA, 6747 nt
Organism: Clarias gariepinus (North African catfish)
Lineage: Eukaryota; Metazoa; Chordata; Actinopteri; Siluriformes; Clariidae
Gene: itsn2b
Product: intersectin 2b
Exons: 39
Coding region: 283-5859 (1858 amino acids)
Biological process (GO): positive regulation of Rho protein signal transduction; intracellular signal transduction
Molecular function (GO): guanyl-nucleotide exchange factor activity; protein binding; calcium ion binding
Source: RefSeq, a predicted model, not a curated record